Colletotrichum acutatum is the source of this 1866-nucleotide messenger RNA. RefSeq lists its product as uncharacterized. Gene Ontology annotation, cellular component: RNA polymerase II transcription regulator complex; nucleus. Lineage: Eukaryota; Fungi; Ascomycota; Sordariomycetes; Glomerellales; Glomerellaceae. Gene Ontology annotation, molecular function: DNA-binding transcription activator activity, RNA polymerase II-specific; transcription cis-regulatory region binding. The record is from RefSeq and is a predicted model, not a curated record. The coding region runs from base 1 to 1866 and encodes 621 amino acids. Gene Ontology annotation, biological process: regulation of DNA-templated transcription. The transcript has 2 exons.
AUGGCCGCCUCAGGUGUUUCUACCACUGUUCCCUCCUCAUCCACCACCACCACCACCAUCAACUCUUCCUCCUCCUCCCACAACAACCAGACGUUGCAGCAGCAACACUCGUCGUCGACCUUUUCGCCCGUCACCUCACCUCUCGCAACCGACGCUCGAAGCGUUUACUCGGCCGCAUCUCGCUCCAACUCGGUUGUCUCGACCCCCCUUUCCGCCGCUUCGCCUGCCGCGAGCACACCCGGCGGUCCUCCCACACCAAAUCCGAGCGGACCGACAAAUGCCUCCCACGCCCCGCAUCAACUACCUGCCAUCAGACCGAACGCAGCUCAACAGCCCAUCUCAGCCAGACCGCCUCAGGUCGUGAACAAAAUGUCCAUGGCCUCCGUAAUCAGUCCCCCGCCCGUCACCGAGGCGCCCAAGAUGUCCAUGACCACCAAAGAAUGGGUCAUCCCUCCCAGGCCCAAGCCCGGCCGCAAGCCUGCCACCGAUACGCCACCCACCAAGCGCAAGGCUCAGAACCGUGCUGCUCAGAGGGCAUUCCGCGAGCGUAGGGCCGCCAGAGUUGGCGAGCUGGAGGAGCAGCUCGACGAGAUCCGCGAAGGUCACGAAAAGGUCGAAAAAGACCUCAAGGACAAGGUCCAUGGCCUAGAGAUGGAGCUGCAAUCCUUCAAGUCCCGCUGUCUUGUUCUCGAAAACAUGCUGGAUCGCGAGAGAAAGGAUCGUGUCAAAGCCGAGUCUGAACUCGAAAGCCAGAAGAGACGUUGGAACGAGCAGCAGGCCGCCGCCCCCAGACGCUUGCCGUCUCCUCAACGCCGAGACUCAACCCACAUGGAAGACUCUCCUGCCCCGUUUGGAUGCGGGUCAUGCGGCCCUGAAGGAUGCUCCUGUGCCAACGAAAUUCUUGCCGACACCGUCACAGGAUGUGGCGGGUGCACUCUUGGAGGUCGAUGCCAGUGCCUUGAGGAGACUAUCAAAAGCGCCAUCAUCUCGGACCUGAAGAGAGCCCCCUCGCCCUCGGCGCAGACGUCCUCCGAGAAGCGUGCCCGCGUCGAGCCCACUCCACCUGAGGAGGAGACGGAGAUUGACUUCACCGCCAUGUUCUCCAAGAAGGCAACCGUGCCGCAGGUGCAGCAGCAGCAGCAGCAGCAGGCGAACCUUGCCAUCGUACAGCCCCAGCCCCAGCUCCCUCCCGUGGCCUUCAGGGACUCGUGUGGGUUUUGUAAGGAUGGAAGCUACUGCCUCUGCGCCGACACCGCAAUUCUCGGCCCACCCGCCACUACCCCUUACGGGCCUCCUCCUGCCUAUUCCCAGCAGGUUCAAACUCCCCCUCCCUCAGAGAACGAUGCCGUCCCUCCUCCCAUGCCAAUGGAGAUCGAUGCCGACGGCGCCGUCAAGCUCCGUCCCCGUCCUCAGACCAAUCAGCCCGUCUCACGCGGCUGCGGUCCCAAAGGCCCCGGAUCCUGCGCCCAGUGCCUUGCCGACCCCAAGUCGGGUCUCUUCUGCCGCGCCCUGUCCGCUAACUUCGAGCGUAGCGGAGGAAGCGGCUCCGGAGGCGGCUGCUGCGGCGGUGCCGGUGCUGGAGGCGGAUGCUGCAAGUCCGAGUCGGCGCCGCCGCCACCCCGUCUCCCCUCAAAGGGACGUCUCGGGCUCAGCCUGAGCUGUGCCGAAGCCUAUCAGACCCUCUCCAGCCAUCGAAACUUUGAAAAGGCCGCCGACGACAUUGGCUCCUGGCUUCCCAAGCUUCGCGCCGCACCCAAGCCGGGCCAGACGCUGCCGUCCCCCUCCCGUUUGCCCAUCGAGGUCGAGGCGGCGAGUAUCAUGAGCGUGCUCAAGGACUUUGACAUUCGCUUUGGCAGAGGCCAGUAA